Messenger RNA from Rhineura floridana, 2976 nucleotides. It is a transcript of the gene NVL, whose product is annotated as nuclear VCP like. Bases 290 to 2860 code for a protein of 856 amino acids. The transcript has 24 exons. The record is from RefSeq and is a predicted model, not a curated record. Gene Ontology annotation, biological process: ribosome biogenesis. Gene Ontology annotation, cellular component: nucleus. NCBI's taxonomy places the organism in Eukaryota, Metazoa, Chordata, Lepidosauria, Squamata, Rhineuridae. Gene Ontology annotation, molecular function: preribosome binding; RNA binding; ATP binding.
CUGACCAUUGGCCAUGUUGGUUGGGGCUGAUGGGAGUUAGAAUCCAAAAUGUCAGACGCGUUGCAUGUUUCCCACCCCCGUGAUCAAGGGACGCGAAAUGCUUCCAUAGAGAGGGGAAGCUAGAAGCCGAAAGGUUCCUUCCUGAGGCGGUCGCGUUACGGCGCUGUUGGUGGCAGAGUAGCGGCUACCGCUGCCGUGUCCAAGGCAACCUUAGCUCGGGCCUGUUCAGUUGCGAAAGGUGGAGCUUUCCCUUUGCUAAGGGGCGGAAUUCCGCGAGUCGGGAGCUACCAUGCGGAGUCGUGGAGGAACUAGCCCUGUAGGGGAUCCUAGGCUCAAGCAGCGAAUUAAACAGUACCUAAGGAGUAAUAAAUGUGGCCAGUAUGUCGACAUUGGAAUUUUGGCUGCCGAGCUACAAAAAACAUACGGUGCUGAUUAUGGACGAAGAAAAAGAAAUGCCUUUAGAAUACAGGUUGAAAAAGUUUUUGGGAUAAUCAAAGACGAGCUAAAAUCUGAGGAUCUAGCCACUCUAGAGGAUGAACAUUUGGCAAAUAAAGCAAAACACAAAGGGGAGGAAGAUGAUUCAGAAAGCUGCAUUGAUACAUCAGACACUGACACAGGACUCCCACCCUCAAAUCACAUGAACACCUCUUUAUUGAGCUUAUACCGGAAAGGAAAUCCAGAUUCUCUUCCAGCAUCUCCCAAACAUUCACUGACAAAGUCUGGCACUCCUUCACAAAUGUCUGGAUCAAAGAAGUUUCCCACUCAAGCAUCAUCUGAUACCAGGAUUUCAGAAGGUGGUUGGUUUAUUGAUAAAAGCCCAGACAGAAAAGAGGAAAACUUUUUUAUUGAUCUUUGUGCAGAAGAAGAGAGUGAUGGUGCUAAACAGAUAGAUGAGAAUGCCAGAGAAGUUUCCUUUCUGGGAAGUGCAAGAAAGAAGAGCAAGAGAGCUAAAAAGAGAAAAGGAGAGUUUCAGGAAGUAGAUGAAGAAAUAGAAUCUGCUUUGAGGAAACAGAAAGUUAAACAGAAAGGGGUGGAGCUGAGAACCUCUUCAGUGAAGUUUGAGGAUGUAGGAGGCAAUGAUGACACUCUGAAGGAAGUGUGCAAGAUGCUGAUACAUAUUUCUCAUCCUGAAGUAUACAACUAUUUAGGAGCUGUUCCACCUCGAGGAUUUAUCUUGCAUGGACCACCAGGAUGUGGGAAGACGCUACUAGCGCAGGCAAUCGCUGGGGAACUUGAUCUACCAAUACUCAAAGUGGCCGCUACUGAGAUUGUGUCAGGAGUGUCAGGUGAAUCGGAACAGAAGCUAAGGGAGCUGUUUGAUCAAGCUGUGGCCAGUGCUCCCUGCAUUCUCUUUAUAGAUGAGAUUGAUGCUAUUACACCCAAGAGAGAGGUUGCCUCAAAGGACAUGGAGCGAAGAAUUGUUGCCCAGCUUCUGACUUGCAUGGACGACUUGAAUAAUCUGACUACUGCUGCUCAGGUCCUAGUAAUUGGAGCAACCAACAGGCCAGAUUCAUUGGACCCAGCGCUGCGACGUGCAGGAAGAUUUGAUCGAGAGAUUUGUUUGGGCAUUCCAGAUGAAGCAGCCAGAGAAAAAAUUCUGAAGACACUGUGUCGAAAACUUAGACUCCAAGAAUCUUUUGACUUUGGCUAUUUGGCUCAUAUGACCCCAGGCUAUGUUGGUGCCGAUCUCAUGGCACUUUGUCGUGAAGCAGCAAUGUGCACUGUGCAUCGAGUUCUUGUUAGACUGGAGGGGGAGAAAGGUGAAGUCCUGAGAAGUGAAGAAAAAGCAUCUGGGCAAGACAUGGAAAAGAGUACUGAAGAGCUUGUUAAAAAAGAUAUUGGAGGAUCAAGUCUUCCCACUAUGGAUGAAUUGCAGAGACUACUCCAGUUGCUAAAGGAACCUGACCCCCUGGGGGAGGAUCGGCUGCAAAAGCUAUGCAUUGAGUUGAAUGAUUUCAUUGUUGCCCUCUCUUUUGUGCAACCCUCUGCCAAGAGAGAAGGCUUUGUCACAGUCCCUGACGUGACGUGGGCAGAUAUUGGAGCCCUGGAGGAUAUUCGGGAGGAGCUCACCAUGGCAAUAUUGGCACCCGUGCGGAAUCCUGAGCAAUUCAGAGCCCUUGGUCUCUUGGCUCCAGCUGGUGUGCUGCUUGCUGGCCCUCCUGGUUGUGGCAAAACGCUACUUGCUAAGGCUGUGGCAAAUGAGUCUGGACUGAAUUUCAUUUCUGUGAAAGGGCCUGAACUUUUGAAUAUGUAUGUGGGAGAAAGUGAGCGUGCUGUACGCCAGGUUUUCCAGCGUGCAAGAAAUUCAGCACCGUGUGUCAUAUUCUUUGAUGAAAUUGAUGCUUUGUGUCCUAGAAGAUCAGACCGUGAGUCAGGUGCCAGUGUCCGCGUAGUGAAUCAGUUACUAACCGAGAUGGAUGGCCUGGAAUCUCGACGUCAGGUUUUCAUUAUGGCAGCCACCAACAGGCCAGAUAUUCUGGAUCCAGCUAUUUUGCGCCCAGGAAGAUUGGAUAAAACACUCUACGUAGGCUUGCCACCACCUUUGGAUCGUCUUGCCAUUCUAAAGACUAUUACUAAAGAUGGAACCCGACCCCCUCUUGACACCGAUGUGGACCUUGAAGAAAUUGCUCAUAAUCCUUGCUGUGAUAGUUACACGGGGGCAGAUCUUUCAGCUCUAGUGCGAGAGGCUUCUGUCUGUGCCCUGAAGGAGGAAAUGGCAAUGCUGAAUACUGCAAACAGGAAAGGAGAAAUCAGGAUUACCAAAAAACACUUUGAAGGAGCUUUUAAGAAAGUUAAAUCUUCUGUGUCAAGAAAGGAUCAAACAAUGUAUGAAGAGCUGCACAAGUCACUGAGCAGGUAACAGCUGGACGAUUCCUGACACCAACAGAUUUAUCCUGGGGAGUUCUCCUGGUGGACUGUUUUCAAGAAGCCUCCUUUGCAGAUUAAAACUUUACCUUGGUUUUGCUUGCUCACUAA